Meyerozyma guilliermondii ATCC 6260 is the source of this 1308-nucleotide messenger RNA. It is a transcript of the gene SSH1, whose product is annotated as Ssh1p. Gene Ontology annotation, biological process: SRP-dependent cotranslational protein targeting to membrane, translocation; post-translational protein targeting to membrane, translocation. Gene Ontology annotation, cellular component: Sec61 translocon complex; membrane. The coding region runs from base 1 to 1308 and encodes 435 amino acids. Lineage: Eukaryota; Fungi; Ascomycota; Pichiomycetes; Serinales; Debaryomycetaceae. The record is from RefSeq and is a predicted model, not a curated record. Gene Ontology annotation, molecular function: signal sequence receptor activity; transmembrane protein transporter activity; ribosome binding. The transcript has a single exon.
AUGAACAUUCGAGAUCCGUUCUACCUCUUUAGGUCGGUUUUCGCCAUGGAAAAGGGAACAUUGUUGGAGUUGGGAUUGCUUCCCGUGAUGACUUCGGCAUUCUUGUGGCAGCUUGCCGCCGGGUUACGGUUGGUCAAAGUGAACUUGUCGCUUCGUUCCGAGCGUGAAUUGUUUCAAACUGGCCAGAAAUUGACCAGUUUCAUCUUGGGUAUUGUUUAUACCGCAGGUUUGAUUGCUAGUGGAUAUUUUGCCCCAGCAUUGAGAAACCAAACCGGCUUCGAAGACUCAUUUCCAGUCACCACCUAUGUGUUUAUCUUCUUGCAGGUGUUCGUUAUGUCUGCUGUGAUGACUUUACUUGUGGAAGUGUUUGAUAAAGGUUAUGGAUUUGGCAGCGGUAUCUUAUGUUUCAUUGCCCUUCAAGCUGCUAGCGAUUUGGUGAAAAAUAUCAUUGGUUUGGAAGUGGUCAAAUUGGCCAACUCCAACAAGUUUGAAAGCGUGGGAGCUUUAAUGAACCUUAUCAGAAGUUUCAGCUUUAAAACUUUGGGAAAGAAUAUUUACAACUCGUUCAACAGAGAACAUCUUCCUAAUUUGACCCAGGUUUACAUCACCAUUGUUACUCUUUUGGUGGUUGUGGCUUUACAAAACUUUAGAAUCGAGUUACCCAUUCGCUCAACCAGAGCCAGAGGCAUGAACAAUGUUUUCCCCAUUCGUUUAUUGUACACUGGUGCCCUUCCACUUGCUUUCGCCUACACCGUGUUGACCAAUUUGCAAGUUUUGGGCUACAUUGCGUCGCAAUUGUUGGAAAGCUACAGCCCAGUGGCUUCUUCUGUGAUUGGAAAAUGGACCAUCGACUACAGAUCGUCCAACUUGAAAGUUUCAUCGGGAAUCUUGUACUUUUUGUCUCCACCAACCUCGAUUCUCAACACUCUCGUUUCUCCACUCAAGACCGCUGCCUUCACAUUUGUGGUGAUCGUAUUGUCUGCUUGGUUUGCCAACAUCUGGAGUUCCAUUUCUGGUUCAUCGCCAAAGGAUAUCUCGAAGCAAUUCAAGGAACAAGGUAUUUCAAUUGCUGGUAAAAGAGACAUUUCUAUCACCAAAGAAUUGUCCAGAGUUAUUCCCGUCGCUUCUGUAAGUGGAGCUACCGUCUUGGGCCUAAUUGCUGUAGCUGGAGAGGUGCUUGGAGGUGCUGGAAAAGGCGUGGGUACUAUAAUUGGAGUGUCGGCGGCUUUUGGUGUGUUGGAAGAAUUCAUGAUGGAGUACCAACAAGCAGGUGGAAACUCCCAAUUUUCGGGAGCAUUUGGUCAAUAG